AUGAGCGCCGACACGUCGAAUCGCCUCCAGCAGCUCAAUCCGCUACUCGAGGCGAAGAAUCCCAACGUACGGAACGAGGCGGCCGCCGCAUUUGGCAAGUUCUCCAUAUUCGACGGGAAAGUCGUUGAGGUUUGCGGAAUGUGAUCGUAAAAUGUUAACGAUAGACUGCAGAUUCUCAAAAAACAUCUGACCUCGCAGAACUGGGAUACCAGAGUUUCCGCUGGACGGGCUCUUCAGGCUGUGCUCCUUAAUUGUCAAGAUUUCGACGAUAAAAAGGCAAGUUUCGGAAAUGUUUUGCAAAAUUAACAUUUAACUAAAGCGAGCUUCAGAAUGACACCGAUUCAACGGCUUUCGAGCAGCUAAAAAAUAUCAACGUAAUGAGAGUUUUGCAGACUUUCAAGCCUUUGCUCAGGUGAGUUUUUCACGUAUCGGUCCAAAAAAUCGAUUAAUUACAGUGAAUCAGAAUUGGCUAUAAAGAAGUUGGAAAAAGAGCCGUUGAACAAUCAGAAACAACGAGAAAUCAUCGAUGAGCACCUCGAGUAUUCGCAAAUAACAGGAAUGAGCUCUGUGAGUCAGCUGGAUUUUUGUUCCAUAUCUGAAAAAUGACAUUUCAGCGGAAGUUUUUGAGCGACGACGAAUUUAUAAUAGGAACGACGGAAGUGCCAGAGACUGCCGGAGCAGAUGAAGCGACGAGUCAGGAAUUGGCACAAGUGACAAAAAAAGAAAGUGCGGAAGGUGAUGGAGAAUCAGCGGAGACCGUGAUCGAAAGGAAGAAGACGUUCUGGAGGAUACUGCGCGAGUUUGUCAACCUGGUAUCGGAGCAGCAGUGGUAUACUCGGCACGGCAGCGCCAUCGCCAUUUGCCACAUCGCAACCACUUCAUUCAACCGACUCUCGAACGAUCUAAUCGAUUCCACGUUGUACCUUCUGAUCCACGUGCUCAUUCUUGACAAGUUCAACGACUUCAUCUCGGGCCGAAAUGCAACUGCUCCAGUUCGGGAGCAAUGUGCCCAGGCACUUGUGCACAUGCUCCGCGGCACAGAUCAAAAACGGAGAGAACUGCUCCUGCAGAUUGUCGUGCAAAUGGUCGAGACACCCGGAGAUAACAACUGGAACGUUCGGCAAUCAGGGUUGCUCAUUCUCAAGUAUUACUUCGCCAUUGCACGGAACGACGGCCAACAGAACACGUUCGAUCGGUGCUUCGACCUUGUCAUCCAAUCACUGGAUGACUCUGUCGAUGACGUCACUGGAUGUGCUGUAAAGACGCUUUCGUCAAUUCUGUCUAACAAGGAGAUCCCGGCGGAUGAGAUGAAUGAGCUCGUCAAAAAAGUGAUGUGUCACAUCUGGAAGCUUUUGGAAUUGGAAGCGUCGAAGGAGCAGCUGAGGGCAGGACUCGAUGCUCUUUGCAUUGAUCUUCUCGAGAUCGUGGAACUUUGGCUGACUUGGAACCAGCAGACCGGCAUCACUCGGGACAGUUUGCUCACAAUCUGUUCGAUGCUCGAUGUCUCGUUCCCUGUUCGUUGCGAGAAAAUCGUGCGACUGUUGGAUGCAGACAUGGAUCGACCGCAGAACGAAAAACUGACAGCCGACGACGUCUUUCGGAUUGUAAAGCAAUUGUAUCGGAUUCUGCUCUUCUCGCCUCCAUCUGACUCCCUUGCCUACCUCGAGAAAACGUUUCUCACGUUCAGCAAAAUAUAUCGGAUUUAUCAGUUAGUUUAUCUCGUCGUUAAACAGUAAAAAACUAAGAUUUCAGAAAAGAAUUGAUUGACAAAGGAGAUGUGAGUCUGAAGAUCGGCAACUGGAUCGGCUGCCUUCUUCUCGAUCAUCGGAAUCCGCAAAUCGACGUGUUCGGGUGUGAUGUGGACGGAUUCGCCAGUAUGAAAACCUCGCCGACAGAGCUCAUGUGCUCGGAAGAGAUGCGGUUUCUCGGCGAGAGGGAAAAAGAUAAAGUUUAUCUGACGAGAAAGAUCCUCUGUGCCAAAUUCCUCGCCAUCAUUCUCGAGUCGCUUUACGAGUCCAGUGCAGAAAUUCAAGAACAGAAAGUGUACAUUCUAGUCAUUUUUCAAGUUGACAUUUCCGUUUUUCAGUGACGUUGCCGUCCAACUUCUCUUCGUUCCUUUAUUUCAAUCGAAAUCCAUAAUGCACAACCUCGGAAUUUCGAUAGUUGUGAAUGAAUGGGCGGCUCAAUACAGAGCAUCAAGCAACUCCAAAAUAACGGAAAAGCAGCCGCCGAUGACUAUUGUUCAAUUGGCGGAUGCGAUCGUCACUGGACCGCCCAAACAGUACGACGAAAUGACUACGAUAGUGCAGGGGUUGACGAAGGACUGCAAUGACUUUAUUCAGUUUUGCGUGAUCCGAGGAUUUGACAAGAACGCUGCCGAAGCGAAUGGACACGUGCCGAUCGAAGAAAUCAGCAAACUGGCGUACGAAACUGUCCUUCCGAACCUGAAGACGGAUAAACAGCAGGAAUCGGUCAAAUCGAAAUACAGCAGCUUGAUGAGGUCCAUCGAAAAUGCAAAAGCUAACAUCAAAUCGAAUGCAAUGUCGGUUUAACUUCUUGUAAUUCACCCGGAAAUUGAUUAAUUUUCAGCCGUAUCAACGCUUUGCUCUCCUCGACUCUCUUGUACUUUGGCCACGCCCCCGAGAAGCUGAGUCCUCAAAUCCGUCCGAUCGUCGAAACGAUGCAGACGGAAGAGAACGACGCGAUGGCAUCCGAAGUGUUCCGUGGAGCCGUCCCUCUUCUUGUUGUCUUCAGUUGGCCGAGAACCCCUCGUCCGUACGUAAAAGUGCUUGCGAAAGUGUUCAAGUCGUUCUCCGAUUGUUCCAUUCGAAUGCCGAAGCCUAGGGCGACGGACAAUCCAGAAGCCAUAAUAAGCAUGCUUAGAAUAUGGGGAAACGAAACGGAAGAAGGAUUUGAGGAGGAGAAUGGCAAAAUUUCAGCGGAGAGCAGGAACGCCGAGUUGCUCAUGACGGUAUUCUAAUCAGUUUGACUAACGAAAGCCAACAUAUGUUCAGAUUCUCUGUCAGUUCAAUGCAAGCCAGCUCUCCGAGUUUUUCUCACACUUCGAUCUCAGCGAAGAAGUCGACCUCGAGACGUUUCUGCUCCGUCUGGAGCUCCACAACAGUCUGUGGCACCGCGUUGGCUCCCGACUCUCGGAUCAAUCGACCGAAAAAAUAUUCGCAUUGGUUCCGAACGAAGAUCCAGCCAUUCGGUUCGCCUUCGCAAAAGCGAUCGUCACUUUUUGCAAGUCCAACUGCGGAGACACGUUGUCCAAGUGCUACGGAAGACUUGUCAUUCUCUCCCGUGAUCUUAACAACGUGAACUCGCGGCUCUCUGCAGUCGAAGUGUUUCUGCGGCUCUCCAUGAUGGAUACCACGUUCCUCAACGGCUGGGCGACCCUCCUGGCUCCACUCGUUUUCCAUCUUCUCACUGAUCAAUGCGAGUCGGUUCGAGAUGCCGCUGGCGAAGCUUUUCGUCGCCUCAUCCCAGUAGUGACCGUCGAAAACUCUAGCGUUCAAAUCGAAGGACUCAGCGAAGAACUUUCAGCGAAACGAGGAGAAUACUCCAAUUUUAUCAACGUUCUCGGCGCUCCAAGCAACUUGCCACGUGUCGCUCGUGAAGAUAUACGUGGAGGAUUCGAUCCGAGCAUGCUGCGAGAAUAUCAGCUCGAGGGAAUCACGUGGAUUCGCUUUCUGCGCACGUACGGGUUGCACGGCAUUCUCGCAGAUGACAUGGGCCUCGGAAAGACUCUUCAGACGAUGUGCGCCAUUGCCCUAUCGAACGACAAAGAUCAUCUGGAGACUGCGCAGAUGUGCUCUCUCAUCAUUUGCCCGCGAACUCUCGUCGAUCACUGGUGCUUGGAAUGGAACAAGUUUUUCCCGAGACGAAUGCCGGCUUCAAAAAAUCCGAAGACGUGCAAAGGUUCGGAGAUCUGCGUCAUUGCCUACGAAGACUUGAAAAGUCCAUUCAUUCAGUGAGUCACUUUCUAUACUGAAGCGCUUCAACGUAAAAGGGCUUUCCAGAAACCGCGUCUGGAAUUACGUAGUUCUAGACGAAGGCCACGUCAUGCGAAACUCCAAAUUGCGCGCGUGGAGGUUCGCAAACCAACUCGUGUGCAACAGCAGACUCAUCCUCUCGGGAACGCCCGUUCAGAAUUCGUAAGACUCGCCUUUACUCUCAGAUAUUUCAAUAUUUCUUUCAGUCCUGCCGAUCUAUGGUCUCUUUUCUCGUGGCUCAUGCCCGGAUAUCUGGGAUGUGAGAAAAAGUUCCGUAACCAAUUCCUCAAGAAAAUCAUGAAAUGUCGACUCGCAAAAGCCAACGAACAGGAGUUGAAAUCAGGCGCGGCGGCGAUAGAGCAACUGCACAAGCUCAUUCUUCCGUUCGUGCUCCGUCGGCUGAAGACAGAAGUUCUCACGGAGCUUCCGGAGAAGAACGUGCAAGAUUACGAAUGCGAAUUGACUGACGACCAAAAGGAGAUCUAUCGGUUCUUGGUCAACAAAUGUACGGCCCAUCCGGAAGAGCUGAAGAACAGAACGGGCAUCUCCAGUCUCGUGUGUCUUGUUGCUCUGCGAAGACUGACGGAUCACACGGUUCUCGUGCUGAACACCUUGACAAACAUCGGAGCACCGAAAGAGCUCAUCGACAAGGCGCGGACGGCGAAAUCUGGAAAGAUGGAUGCACUGAAACAACUGCUCAUCGAAUGCGAGAUUUGCAAGAAUCCAGAUGAGGAAGAAGCUGAAAAAGAUGAAAUUGGAGGAUUGAGUGAGGUCGGAGCAGGUCAUCGAGCCCUCAUUUUCUGCCAAUGGAAGGCGUCGGCCAAGCUCGUCUCCAAGAAACUGAGCAGUGGAGAGUUCGGAAGUGUUGUCCCUCAUCUGGUGCUCGAUGGGAAUGUUCCGGCUGGAGACCGAAUGAAAGUAGUGCAACGGUUCAAUGAGGACAAGACCAUCGACGUCCUCGUGCUGACAACUCACGUGCGUUUUAUCAAUUGAAACUAAUUAGAUAUGCUGUAUUUCAGGUCGGAGGAGUUGGUCUCAAUUUGACCGGCGCAGACACUGUAAUCUUCCUGGAUCACGACUGGAACCCAAUGAAAGAUCUGCAAGCGAUUGACCGUGCGCAUCGGCUCGGACAGACUCGGAAUGUGAACGUCUAUCGACUGAUAACGCAGGGAACUGUCGAAGAGAAAGUGAUGAGUCUGGCCAAGUUCAAACUUAACACGGCGAAUGCGCUCAUCGGGUCGGAAAACACGUCGAUGCUGACGAUGGAGACGGGCGAGCUGAUGAAUAUGUUCACUUUGGACGGAGAUGAGAAGAACAGUGAUUGGGAGCCGACGGUCAAAAAGUCAAGAAAGUGAGUGCAAAGUUAUUUGGACUCUCCAAAUUUACCCCGUUUCAUUCAGAGCCACGCCAUCAGGAGCAGGAGGCAGUGCUGAAGAAAUCGACCUGGCGAGCAUGUGGGACGAGAGUCAGUACGACGAUUACCAAGUGGACAAUUUCCUCAAAAACGCUUGA
Messenger RNA from Caenorhabditis sp. 36 PRJEB53466, 5507 nucleotides. NCBI's taxonomy places the organism in Eukaryota, Metazoa, Nematoda, Chromadorea, Rhabditida, Rhabditidae. The record is from the annotation of a GenBank genome assembly.